Candidozyma haemuli is the source of this 591-nucleotide messenger RNA. RefSeq lists its product as uncharacterized. The record is from RefSeq and is a predicted model, not a curated record. The coding region runs from base 1 to 591 and encodes 196 amino acids. Lineage: Eukaryota; Fungi; Ascomycota; Pichiomycetes; Serinales; Metschnikowiaceae. The transcript has a single exon.
AUGACUAAAAAACUUGCUAAAGACAAUAAAGCACCUCGGCGGCAACAGACUAGAAGCCCUACUGAGCCCGAAGAGUCUCCCCAAGACAAUAGCGUCUCAGGAAACGGAACUUCCCAAAAUGUACCUCUCAACUUCCCAAGGCCAAUAACGCCUCCAGUCACACCCCGUCAUUUGACUCCAAAUCCAAUUGAAAGACCUCCUAGCAGGCGCCCACAGAGACAUAUUGGGUUUCAAGAGAACCUUCUGCGUCAAAGGCCGCGUAGUAACGCCUUGCUUGACCAUGGUACUCGUUCAAGAACGCAUACUAGAGCUACAAGCCAGUCAAGAGGACGUCGUCGUUCUACACCAGGAGAGCAAUUGAUAACCAUCAGAGCUCCGUGGUUUUAUAAUCCUCACCACUUACAGUCGUAUUUCUUUUUACGGAAGAAACGUCCUGAUCUUGCGUGCUUGUUCGCCUUGUACAUGGUUGUGAGUUCAUAUAUCUUGCUUGAGCCCAACAUGACAGAGUUCUGGGCAUACAAGUAUUACUGCUGCUGGUUCAAGUACUUGGCUUGGAAAGACCGGAACGCCAGGAGAAGACCAAGUGGCUAG